AUGUCUGCCGUGGCUCCCACUAUCCCCGGGGCUGACCCAGCAAAGGAUAUACAAAAACGCCGUGCUGGCAGUGUUGGGUCAGAUGAAGACGACGCAAGUGGUGGGAAAUAUACAAGGAUGGAGGAGGACAACAUUCAGGACAAGGAGAGAUUCGCAAGCCGCGAGAACCAUUGUGAAAUUGAACGUCGCCGAAGAAACAAGAUGACGGCAUACAUUACGGAACUAUCGGAUAUGGUUCCAACAUGCUCCGCCCUAGCGCGCAAGCCAGACAAACUAACCAUACUGCGUAUGGCAGUAGCCCAUAUGAAAGCCUUAAGAGGCACUGGCAACACUUCGACAGAUGGUACUUACAAACCGUCGUUUUUAACUGAUCAAGAACUGAAGCACUUGAUUCUGGAAGCAGCUGAUGGAUUUUUAUUCGUUGUCAGUUGCGACACUGGACGUAUUAUUUACGUCAGUGAUAGUAUAGCUCCAGUAUUGAACUACUCUCAGGGUGAGUGGUAUUCUUCUUGCUUAUAUGAUCAAGUACAUCCUGACGAUGUAGAAAAAGUUAGAGAACAGUUAAGCACUCAAGAACCGCAGAACACAGGUCGCAUAUUAGAUCUUAAGACGGGAACAGUGAAGAAAGAAGGUCAUCAAUCGUCUAUGCGUCAAGUGAUGGGCUCCCGUCGAGGUUUCAUAUGUCGUAUGCGUGUCGGAGGUUCUGCGGAAGGCGCUCACCUAGGAAGACUGCGUGCACGCAACUCGUUAGGUCCUUCGCAUGACGGUCAUAAUUAUGCCGUUGUCCAUUGCACUGGAUAUAUAAAAAAUUGGCCACCUACAGAUCUGUUUCCAGGUAUGCAGAUGGAUCGCCCUAUUCAGGAAGAACUUGACACGUCUCAUUGUUGCUUAGUUGCUAUUGGAAGAUUGCAGGUGACAUCUACACCAAAUUCUUCAGAGAACAGUUUAUGUAGUGGAGGAGUAGAGUUUGUGUCGCGGCAUUCAGUGGACGGCCGCUUCACGUUCGCAGACCAGCGUGCAACGCAGGUGGUUGGGUACGCGCCUGCCGAUCUACUGGGGAAACUAUGCUACGAAUUCUAUCAUCCCGAGGACCAACAACAUAUGAGAGAUAACUUUGACCAAGUAUUAAAACUUAAAGGACAAAUUAUAUCGCUCAUGUACCGGUUUCGCACGAAAAACAGAGAGUGGGUUUGGUUAAGAACUUCUGCCUUCGCCUUUUUGAAUCCUUAUAAUGACGAUGUCGAGUACAUUGUUUGCACAAACAUGUUGGCUAACCGGUCAUUAGGUAGUACUACUGGAGAACCUGCUCCGGAAGAAAACUACGACUACCAUUUACGGCAUCGUGACGUGUACCAAGCUCAAGCUCCGAAUCUCCAUCAGCAACACCACGCUCCACCGCCAGUGAGCGGAGGCGGCGGAGUGACGGCGCGGUCGCCGGGCGAGGCGGGCGUGGCGCCGGGCGCGCCGGCCGCGCCGCCGUACGCGCCGCACUACACGCCCGACUACUCGCCGCACCGCCCCGCCAACACGCCGCCGCACACCACCUGGACCACGCUGCGCACCAGCGGUGGCGCCGGCGGCGAAAGCUACGCGUACAGCAGCGAGGCCGGCGGCGGCGCGGGCGCGGCGGACGCGUCGCCGGCGCGCUCGCCGCCCGCGCCCGCCUACCUGCCGCCCGCCGCGCACUACCACCACAACCACCACCCACACCCCUCACACGGCAUGUGGUCGUGGCAGGGCGGCGCGGCCGGGCCGGCGGGGACGGGCGCGGCCGAGGGCGCGCAUGCGCCGCACGAGCUUACCGACAUGCUGCAGAUAUUGGACCAGAGCGGGACUGCUACCUUUGAAGAUCUAAACAUAAAUAUGUUCAAUUCGAACUUUGAGUAA
Molecule: messenger RNA, 1887 nt
Organism: Spodoptera littoralis (African cotton leafworm)
Lineage: Eukaryota; Metazoa; Arthropoda; Insecta; Lepidoptera; Noctuidae
Source: the annotation of a GenBank genome assembly